AUGAUGACUUUUGUACAUGCCGAGGUCUGUCGUGAUGCGUUCAGCGUUGCUGAGACUGAAACGAUCCGGCGCUACACCAAUACUUAUCUGCGGGGUCUUGGUGUCUGCCGUCUGCCUAUCCGUCUAGACAAGUUUGGGGAACGCCCUAUAACCACAUCUUGUGUGAUAACUAACAUGACUCCUGUCAUUGAUUGCCUUCUCAAUAAGGAAAACCUUACUGGGGUAUUAGGCUCUGAAGGCAGCCGCUGCACUCGUGGAUCGGCGGGGGAUCUUGAGAUGUCUCAGAUAUCUAGCUCAAAUAUCACUACUUUUCUCACAGAAAAUGUGGCUUUUAUAAGGUUGAUCCCGGAGGAGUGUGAUGGGAAGGAUGGCUCCGAUGCUGGCUAUUCAGUAAACUUGGCACUCACACCGCUUGCUGUGCAUGUCUAUUGGCAAGUAUGUUUCUCAUCAUCUUAUUUCUCCCCUACUCUUUGUGCUAUAACUUUCCUUUUGUCUCGUAAUUUUAUUAUGAUUUCUAUUAUCCUAAGUAUAUGUGCUAUAAUGUUCCUCUUAUUUUGUCCUAGUUGUACUCCCCUAACUUUGUGCCUGUUGGCUAGACGAUUGAAACCUUAG
Messenger RNA from Protopolystoma xenopodis, 612 nucleotides. NCBI's taxonomy places the organism in Eukaryota, Metazoa, Platyhelminthes, Monogenea, Polystomatidea, Polystomatidae. The record is from the annotation of a GenBank genome assembly.